GGAAUAGGCGUGCUCAGCCCCACCUCCUCAGCCCUCCAGCUGUUAAAGCUCCCAAGGAGGGCCAGCGUGGGGCUGCUGCUCGGCUGGGGUUACAGACGCGGAGGUGACUGUGUUACUGGUGCACUGCAAACUUGCCUCUUCUAGCCGGAGCCUCCCUGUCACCUUCUCCAGGCAGGACCCAGAAAGCUUUGGGGAAAUAUUUUACCAGGAGGUUGUUCAAGAAGGCGAAAGGAUGGCAUCGCCUCCUCGAGGCUGUGGCAGCAUCAGUGAUGACUAUUACCUGCUCUGUGACAUGGAGAAGGCCUGGGGAAUUGUCCUGGAGUCACUGGCUGCAGCUGGUGUCCUCAUCACCAUUUUCCUCAUCUGCUCACUCUUCUUUCUCAUCUGUAAAAUCCAAGACAACAGCAAGCGGCACAUGGUCUCAGUCUAUUUCUUCUUUCUCUUAGGCACUCUUGGUAUUUUUGGUCUCACUUUUGCCUUCAUCAUUAAACUCAACGACAGGACUCACCCUACUCGCUUCUUCCUAUUUGGAGUCAUCUUUGCUCUCUGCUUCUCGUGCCUCCUCACCCAUGCCUGCAACCUCAACAAACUAGUGAGAGGAAGAAAGCCCUUCUCCUGGCUGGUGUUGCUGCUCCUCAUUGUUUCCUUUGCCCUGGUACAAGUUGUGAUCAGUAUUGAAUACUUAGUCACCAUGCUAGUAAACCAGAAAGACAAAUUUCUGAGUAUGCCUCCAGAGGAGACCAACAAGGACUUUGUCAUGCUUUUGAUCUACGUACUCUUCUUGAUGGCUCUGACUUUCUUGGUUUCCAUGUUCACAUUCUGUGGGUCAUACAAAAGCUGGAAGAGGCAUGGGGCACACAUAUUUGUCACUGUCCUGUUCUCCAUUGCCAUUUGGGUAGUGUGGAUCACUAUGCUCACGAAAGGCAACACAGUUUUGAAGAAACGUAGCUGGGAUGAUCCUGUUGUGGCCAUUGCUCUGGUGUCCAAUGGAUGGAUCUUCCUGAUAAUGUAUAUCGUCCCUGAAAUUUGUUUCCUCACUGCCCCUCUGAAGCUGGGGGACUACCCUCCAGAAAAUGACUUCUGCCAACCCAAGUUCUUAAAACAGUCAACUGGAGUGGACAACCGUGCCUAUACCCAAGAUGAAAUUGUGCAAGGAGACACAGGAGACCCCAGCUACUCCCCAUACCCUUCUCACUUUCAGAUGAAGACCAUCAAACCCCAAAACGAUUUCUCCAUCCCAAGGCCCAAGGCCCGGACAAGCCCAUACCAUGACUACACUGGUGGGAAAAGCUCCAUGUAGCAGCUCCACAGUGAGCAAAGACUAAGCGCCCGUCAGCAGAGGUGUGGGGAAUGGGCCAUGUAAUGUCAACUGAGUUGAUCCUGCAGAAGAGACAGUCAACCCUCACUGGCAAAAGAAGAGAGGUGUUCUCUUUUCCCCACACAGGCACCCUUGUAGCCCUGCCUCAAUCCUCAAACACAGCUUUCAGACACUGCUCUGGCCAUCCUGUCCCUGCUCAUUCUGGUUCUCCAUGGGAUGUAGCUCAUCUCUUCUGACAGAGGAACGUGCUGGGAAGAGCCUGUCCUGGCCUAUUUUCAGCAGGAAUGCUGUAGGGCUAGAGCAGCAGGAAGAUCAUCAGCUGGGUCUGCGACUGUCUCUGCCCCAGACAGGACUCUCUUUGAUCAGCUUGCAGGGAUGCCUGUGCCCCACGUCUGACAGAAGGAGAGUCAGGAGCAGGAGCAUCAGCCCUACACAUCACCACUCCUGCCCCGCCCCCCCCCCCCCCCCCCACCGUAAACACAUUUCAGGUACUACCAAGGACACCCUUAUCUACUCACCAUUAGUUUUGUGCUCACUUCCAGCCCUGCCUGGCUCUCCUCCAGAGAUCAGUGCAGAAGAGACAGAGAGAGAGAGAGGGAAAGAGUAUUCUUUUUUUAUUCUUCAUGUUCACUUUCAACCCCUUCUUCAUCAACUAGAGACCUCAGUGGAGACAGGGAAGAAAAUUUCAAGACAUAAAAACUCCUACACCUAUUUACCCCGACACAUUUUCUGAUUUGUGCUCUAACAUCAGCCUCCCUCCUAGCUCUGACUCCUGACCACACACCUGAGCUGAGCCCCCCAGGGUGCCUGCCCAACCCCACACACUCUCCCUCCCCACCCUUGCCACCUCAGGCUGCAGAUCCCUGCAGACAAAGCCUCUUCCAUGAGCUGCUUGCAAUACUCUGGUGGGAUUUAAUCCCGCACACCUUGGAGCUCUACCUCCUCCCAAGUGUGUCUGUGGCAUUAACACAAGCAUUUCCCAAGCAGCCAGGUUACGGAGGGUGGAUGCCCUUCUUCCCAGGAGUGAGUGAGCACGAGUGUGUGUGUGUGUGCAUGUGUGUGUGUGCCAUGUGGACUGCACCCUGGCGAUGAGCAAUGAGUCUGCAGAGUUGAAUCAUUCCAUAGCCUGCUUUGCAUUUGGUAAAUAGUUUUCCAUGAUAUUUCAUAUAUAAAUACAUAGAGCUCUCCAAGUGGGUGUGUACGGUACACUGGUGUCUGACACAGCUAUAUAUUUAUUUAGUACUUUGUAUGUGGAAUAUUUAAUUAAUAAAAUCCC
Molecule: messenger RNA, 2594 nt
Organism: Tyto alba (common barn owl)
Lineage: Eukaryota; Metazoa; Chordata; Aves; Strigiformes; Tytonidae
Product: retinoic acid-induced protein 3
Exons: 4
Coding region: 233-1300 (355 amino acids)
Biological process (GO): G protein-coupled receptor signaling pathway
Cellular component (GO): intracellular membrane-bounded organelle; signaling receptor complex; extracellular exosome
Molecular function (GO): G protein-coupled receptor activity; protein kinase activator activity
Source: RefSeq, a predicted model, not a curated record